Molecule: messenger RNA, 1674 nt
Organism: Neohortaea acidophila
Lineage: Eukaryota; Fungi; Ascomycota; Dothideomycetes; Mycosphaerellales; Teratosphaeriaceae
Product: carboxylesterase
Exons: 2
Coding region: 1-1674 (557 amino acids)
Source: RefSeq, a predicted model, not a curated record
AUGUUCAUCAUCUUCUUCCUGCUCUCCUUUUCGCAACCGAGCAUCAGGAACGUCCAUUCCCCGGACACUCAUGGUCAAGUCGAGUUUGAGACACCACAUGAGCCGCCAGCGCAUUCAGACCCUGCAGUUUGGCCGCAGCCGACUCAUCGUCCAAUACCGCCAGUGCCGCCAAAGCCGCCAGUGCAGCCCGAUCAACCGGCGAGCAACAUCGUCCGAGCCUCGACCGGAUACUAUACAGGCAAAUUCGACCCAAACUUCCCAGAUGUGCGCGAAUUCCUCAACGUCCCCUACGCCGAAUCGACCGCAGGCAAGAACCGCUUCAUGCCACCCGUGCCCGUCUCCAAGUCCGACGACCAUCACGACGCAACGGCGUACGGCCGAGUGUGUCCUCAAUUCGUCUCUGCCCUACCCUCCGUCUGGUCGGAGCAGAUCCCGUGGUAUCGCAUUCCGCACGAAGCGUCGGAAAAGGGCGAGACUGCUGCUCUGAGUGGCGAAGAUUGUCUAAGCAUGGCCAUUUGGACGCCAGCGAAUGCGACCGAGAACUCGAAGCUGCCGGUUGCUAUGUUCUGGCCUGGCGGCGGUUUCCAGACGAAUGGCAUUCUGGUCCCUGCACAUCAACCCGCGCAGUGGGUGUCUCGCUCGCAGUCUCAUGUCGUUGUCACGAUCAACUAUAGACUCGGCAUCCUCGGCUUUCCGGAUGCCGCUGGUGCAAAAGAACAGAACCUUGGUCUUUUGGACCAGCGUCUUGCUCUCGAAUGGGUCAAAGACAACAUCAACAGCUUCGGCGGAGAUGCAACCAAAAUCAUGGUCUGGGGAUUCUCCGCCGGAGCACAAGCCGUCGAUUUCCACAACUACGCCUACUAUGAAAAUCCCAUUGCCCGUUCUUUCUUCUCUCAGUCCGGCAGCUGCUUGGCUUUUGGAUCCGGCCAUGCUUCCGAUCACUCCAAAUUCACCUUUGUGGCGAAGAAAUUCGGCUGCGAAUUCGAAGAUGAACCGGUGGAGGAGCUCACCUGCAUGCAAGAGCCAGCCUUCCGAGACAUUGUCGACUUCAUCGGCCUCUACCACGGAGAUCAACGACUGAGGUUCGGGCCCGUGACGGAUCAGCGCACUGUCUUCUCGGAUUACAAGGAACGCUAUGCGGAAGGGAAGGUCUCUCAAGUUCCGAUGAUCUAUUCCAGUGCGGCGAACGAUGGCGCCGUCCUCGCCUCGUACAACGCGCAGCAUCCCGAAAGUGCGCCGGACCAAGAGACUGUCAACACCAUUACUCAGCGUAUUUUGUGUGGCGCCGCGGAGUCCAGUAGACUGAGACAUGGCAUCAACCUGACCACCUAUCGCUACCAAUACGCGGGCGUGUGGCCAAACCAAAACCCCCUCUCCUGGAUGGGAGCUUAUCACUCCAGCGAUCUGCCGAUGCUGUUUGGAACUUACGACGUCGGCACGGGGGAUUCAGUCCUGCCAAUGGAAACUGAAACCAGCAUUAAGAUGCAGGACUUUCUCCUGUCAUUCCUUCAAGACCCUCAUCAUAUCGCUGGCUGGCCGGAGGAAAACAUCCUUGCUUUGGGUCACGGAGAUCUCUUACGCUUCGGGGCAAAGGUGAAGCCCGUCCAGCGGGUGGAUGCACUCGACGUCGAUGGCGUUUGCUAUGGAUCAAUGCCCUACGACCCCUUUCCCUGA